AAAAGCAAACUUCCUCAGUAUCGCCGUGCAGUUGGUAAGGUGAAGAGUCCGUCGUGCUCAGGGGCGGGCGGAACGGGCUGACGGACGCGGCUAUGGGCCAGUGUGAGCGGCGAGUGGGACGUGCGUGGCGUGCGUGCGUUGACCUGGGAAGCACUGGACCUGUGAGGUGUGCGAACUGGUGGCAGUGAGAGACUCCGGCGGACAUGGCUCCCAGCGUGCCAGCGGCAGAACCCGAGUAUCCUAAAGGCAUCCGGGCCGUGCUGCUGGGGCCUCCCGGGGCCGGUAAAGGGACCCAGGCACCCAGAUUGGCUGAAAACUUCUGUGUCUGCCAUUUAGCUACUGGGGACAUGCUGAGGGCCAUGGUGGCUUCUGGCUCAGAGCUAGGAAAAAAGCUGAAGGCAACUAUGGAUGCUGGGAAACUGGUGAGUGAUGAAAUGGUAGUGGAGCUCAUUGAGAAGAAUUUGGAGACCCCCUUGUGCAAAAAUGGUUUUCUUCUGGAUGGCUUCCCUCGGACUGUGAGGCAGGCAGAAAUGCUCGAUGACCUCAUGGAGAAGAGGAAAGAGAAGCUUGAUUCUGUGAUUGAAUUCAGCAUCCCAGACUCUCUGCUGAUCCGAAGAAUCACAGGAAGGCUGAUUCACCCCAAGAGUGGCCGUUCCUACCACGAGGAGUUCAACCCUCCAAAAGAGCCCAUGAAAGAUGACAUCACCGGGGAACCCUUGAUCCGUCGAUCAGAUGAUAAUGAAAAGGCCUUGAAAAUCCGCCUGCAAGCCUACCACACUCAAACCACCCCACUCAUAGAGUACUACAGGAAACGGGGGAUCCACUCCGCCAUCGAUGCAUCCCAGACCCCCGAUGUCGUGUUCGCAAGCAUCCUAGCAGCCUUCUCCAAAGCCACAUCCUAGUAUCAGAAGGCCAGGCGAGACUGCAACACUGCUCAUCACCCCGCGGCGUGAUCCCUGCUCUUAGGUGCUGGGCAGAGGGGAAGGGUGGUCAGGGUGAGGAUGGUGAGGGAGGGCUGGUGAGGGGCUCAGAGGAAUACUCGGAACAACAGCAGUGUUAUUGUAGUGUGGCAGUUUCUUUUAUACAUAGGUGAGAGUUUUUAAAGUGUAAGGGAAAAAUUAAUUUUUUAAAAAACACCAUGCUUGGAGGGUGGGGGUAGAAAUAGACACAAUAUUAUUUCUAAGGAAUCGGGUUUUCAUUUACUCUGGACUGGUGAAAAUAUUUUUUAAAGCCAGUGCUCUAAGACCUCAGGUUUUAUCUCAGAACCCCAUGGGUUCCAGACCAAGAGUACAGGAAAUCAAAUUGUUGUCCUGUCUGUCUAUAGCUUGGAACAGGGAGCUUUGAUUACUGACCCCGGUUCCACACACUGUAAGAUCAAAAAACCAUCUCCACAUUUGAAAGAGAUGUAAGGUGUAUUCAUAGGGAUGGUGGCUCAACAAAUCAAGCAAACUGGAAUCAAGGGGAGGGGGAAGGGAAUGAAAUGGAAAGGGAGGCUGAUUCCCUUCCCCUGACUUACCACUAAUUUACUAGGCUACCUACUCUCAUGAGUAACCUCUCACAGCUACUCAGCACAUGCCACAAUCCUAUGCUCUUGCCUUCUUUUAUCUGCAGUGUGUGAAGGGACUCUUUUAAAUAAAUGAGCAAGUGUCCUAAGCUAUGUCAUCCAAAGAUUGUCCUUUCCAUUCUCAAAUCCUGUGACUGGGAUCACUCAACAGCACUGUGUUGUAUUAUUUUCAAUGAGGUGCCUUUCUUAACUGACCAAAUGCUGCCUUGUUUGGCCCCUAAAUCAAUAAAAUAUGUUAAAAUUUGUAUCCCCUGUUGUGGCAUUUUUUUUAGAUAAUCUAAGCUAGAAAAAUGACAUUGAAUUCUGGACCUGGCUGGAAGGAAAAGAAGCCCUUUCUUGUGGUCGCUGGCAGCUGUGUGGUAGGGAGGUCCAGGUAUGUGCAUAUGAGAUAAGCCUGCACCCUCUUGACCUUCAGCUCCUAUGCAGGCUUCUCUUGAGCCCAGAGACAAGGCAGCUUGGUCUAGUGGAGAUAGCACUGUGCUUGGAGUUCAGGGGACCUAGGACAAAUCCCAGCCAGUUAGUUAUUCACUGUGCUCCUGUUUCCUCAGCUGAAAAAGGAAGUUGGUUAUGCCACCUUCUCGGCCUUAAUGGCAUUAAAUGAAAUUUAUAGGAAGAGGUUUUUGCUCAGUACCUGGCAUGCAACAGACAUUGGAUAAAUGUUAGUUGGAUCCAGAUAUACACAGAAAGAUAUCUGCUUCCUGCCAGGCUGGAUAACUGUUGAAUGGACACUUGUCCAUAGUCUAGAAAGCCAGUGCUUCUAAUCCCUAAGCCAGAUCUUUGACUACCUUUUCAGUUGCUUCUUUAACACUCUUUGUUGCUUCUCUGUGUGUCCUAGUUUAAAUUCAUUUCCUCUCCAGCAAAAGUGAGCUUAAAUAAUUUCUCCAAACUAAAGCUCUCAUGUUUUUGGAAGGGCUGCCUUUGCAAGUGAGGUUUCUGAGAAAUGACUGUUGUUCCCAAAACAAGAGGGAGCUGGGCUGGAAGCACCACUAUUCUUUAGGCAUCUUGUUACAGAGAGAGGCAGGGUCUUCACUGACAUAUUAAAUCCUGUUCCCUGAACCAGCCCCUCCCUCUUCUGCUCCACUUCCUCACCUGUGCAGAGUCAUUUUCAGGUGUUAGCCUUACUGAUUUGCACUGAUCUGUUUGUUCCCUGAGCUUUUUAAAUACCCUGUGAAAAUUUUCUUUCCUCCCUUGGUCAUCAUGCAUCUAAUUGUGGGGAAAUGUUUGUCAAACCAACCUGCAAAGCAGCAUGGUGUAGUUGAGAAGAAUAAACAGAGAAGACUGGGUGA
Molecule: messenger RNA, 2850 nt
Organism: Pan troglodytes (chimpanzee)
Lineage: Eukaryota; Metazoa; Chordata; Mammalia; Primates; Hominidae
Gene: AK2
Product: adenylate kinase 2
Exons: 7
Coding region: 204-902 (232 amino acids)
Biological process (GO): ADP biosynthetic process
Molecular function (GO): AMP kinase activity; ATP binding
Source: RefSeq, a predicted model, not a curated record